UUGUUUGUGAAUGUUAAACAAAAAUGAAAUGAUUCACUGUGGCAUCCGUGUCCCUUGCAGAAAAACGCCCAAUAGCGUGUAGCCGGUAGCGUCAGUUCAGUGUGGUUCAGUGGUCUGGUAGUCAGCAUGCAGCAUGGUGGAAGGAAAUAUGGCAUGCAGUAUAGUCUGCAAUAGUUAUCAGUAAUUUUUAUGUUAUCCCGUAUAGAUAUACAUAGACAAGAGAGACACGAAUAAAAAAUGGGAAGUAAUGGCAAUGACGGCGGAAAACCGCGCGAAACAGUUACAUUGGUUCUCAAAAAGGAACGAUUCGAGGUUGACAAGCAAAAAUUGAUCGACAAGAGUCAGUAUUUUGCUGCGCUUUUGUCCGCGAACUAUUUAGAAUAUGGCCAGACGGAUCACGUUAUCAACUACGAUAUUUCCCUGAUUUUGUUGCAGGAUUUUAUUGAUUGGAUUCAUCAUGACAAUAUCGUAUUUACAUCUGCAACAAGUUAUGAUUUCGAAGAGUUCGAUCGUCUCUCGAUCCUAUUGGAGUUAAGCGUUCUAUUUGCAGCAGAUAAAUUAAUAGAAGAUAUAACCGACAGGCUUGAGAGACACUUUAUGUCACCAAAAUAUGCAAUUGACAUUUGGUUAUUGGCUCAAGAAAUGAAUAUUAAUGUGCUACGAGAUCUUUCUUUGGCUGUUUGCUUAGAUCGUUUCGAUGAACUGCCACUCGAUUCAAUUUGUGAGUUGUCGAAAAAGCAUUUUAUAAGGUUAAUUGGAAACAUCAAUUUAAGAGCUACAGAAUCUCAUUUGCUUGAUAUUACACGCGAGUGGAUGAACCAUCAUCAUGAUUUUACAAUUCCUUUAUAUAUCUUGAAGAAAAAGAAACAAAAAAUUUUGCAGGGUGUUAUAUCUUGUGAAUAUAAAAAUGGUAAACAAUAUAUUCAUUGCUGGGAUGGUAAUGAUUUUUUUGAGCUGACCUCAUUCGAAUAUCCUGCAGAUAUUGUCGAGCAUUGUUGCAUUACUGGUAGAUCACUUGAAGGAAUGCAGAUCACUGCCAAAAGAUACAAUUUAUAUCUUUGUGGUGGAGAAUAUGGUAUUGGUUCAGGAAAGUUUAACAAAAAUGUAUGGCGUUAUUCUUUGAUAUCUAAGAAAUGGAUUCUUGAGACAGUUAUGCCAGUUGAGAGAAGACAUA
Molecule: messenger RNA, 1174 nt
Organism: Temnothorax curvispinosus
Lineage: Eukaryota; Metazoa; Arthropoda; Insecta; Hymenoptera; Formicidae
Exons: 6
Molecular function (GO): protein binding
Source: RefSeq, a predicted model, not a curated record